AUGUUGUCUACAAAUCCUCAGGAUGAUAAAAACAAUCAUAAAGUCAAGCUUGAUAAUAAAAACGACGAACAGAGAAUAUUAUUCGUUUAUAUUUACGAUUUUUUAAAGAAAAACGGGGCUACUGAAACUGCUAAAGUAUACUUGUCUGAAGUUGAUAUAACUAAACAUUAUAAACCUGUCGAUGGUGCAAACGGUUCAUCUGCUGCUGACAACGAUUCAAAUUCUUUGCCUGACGUUGAACUACCUGUAAAUGCUCCUGAAGGGUUUUUAUAUGAAUGGUGGAAUGUAUUUUGGGAUAUAUAUAGCGCAAAAGUUAAACAAAAUGGUGGUACUGGUGAAGCACUAUAA
This is a messenger RNA of Entrophospora sp. SA101, 348 nucleotides long. The record is from the annotation of a GenBank genome assembly. Lineage: Eukaryota; Fungi; Glomeromycota; Glomeromycetes; Entrophosporales; Entrophosporaceae.